Messenger RNA from Dermatophagoides pteronyssinus (European house dust mite), 988 nucleotides. RefSeq names its product Synaptosomal-associated protein 29kDa (gene Snap29). Gene Ontology annotation, biological process: synaptic vesicle fusion to presynaptic active zone membrane; exocytosis; synaptic vesicle priming. The record is from RefSeq and is a predicted model, not a curated record. Gene Ontology annotation, molecular function: syntaxin binding; SNAP receptor activity. Lineage: Eukaryota; Metazoa; Arthropoda; Arachnida; Sarcoptiformes; Pyroglyphidae. Gene Ontology annotation, cellular component: SNARE complex; plasma membrane.
UUUGAUUGUAUACAAAAACAAAAACAAUAUUUCUAUUGCCAAUAAAUUCCAAUUAGAUUUUUUUUCAUUACGUCAAAACUACUACUCCCAUUUGUGAUUAAAAUUAACCUGCAUAAUGUCUUACAUGAAAAAUGGUUCGAUUCCCGAAUUCGAAGAUGUCGAUGAUAGUACAUUCCUUAAUCAUCCUCGACAAGGUUCGAAAGGCUAUAUUCUUUCUAACAACGAUCCAACAUCAUCGAUGGCUGAUAAACGAUUACAACUAUUAGAAGAACGUCGACGAAUUGAAGAACAAACAUUACAAUCAACAAAGAAUUCUUUGGGACUUAUCUAUGAAACCGAAAAAAUAGGCGUUCAUACUGCUGAAGAAUUAUUGCAUCAACGUGAACAGCUGGAUAAUGUCAAUGAAAAACUUGAUUCAAUUAAUUCAAUCAUGCGUAUGUCACAAAAACAUAUUACAUCGAUGAAAAGUAUGUUCGGAGGUUUUAAAAAUAUGUUCUCGAAAAAUCAGGACGCUAAAAAUCUGGCUCCAGUGAAAAAAUUGGCCUCAUCUGCCAGUGAUAAUAAACUUCAACAAACUUUGGAGAAUAUAUCACAAAAUACAUCGGUAAUCAACGAUAGUCGAAUCAAUCAUAAAUUCGAUGUUAAUGAUGAUAUAAACAACCGUAACAUGCCAGAUAAAACGAAAAAUCUAUCAUCAUAUGAGAUACGAUCGCAGGAAAUUGAUAAACAAUUGGAUGAUAAUCUUUCCGAAAUGGGACUUGGUAUUAGCCGUUUGAAAGAAUUGGCAUUAGGUUUGGGUACCGAAAUUGAUAGUCAAAAUAAAAUGCUCGAUACAAUUGCAACGAAAUCGGAAAAAGCACAGGAUACAGUAAGCAAUCAAAAUAGACAAAUGAAUCGUAUUCUUAAAGGAUAAAUUGAUUUAUGUCGAAUUGAUUUUAACAACAACAACAACCACAAAAAAAAUUUCUUUUUAUUUAAUUACAUAAUU